Caenorhabditis elegans is the source of this 341-nucleotide messenger RNA. RefSeq names its product Flagellar rod assembly protein/muramidase FlgJ (gene F09C6.12). The transcript is spliced from 2 exons. The record is from RefSeq and is marked reviewed. Lineage: Eukaryota; Metazoa; Nematoda; Chromadorea; Rhabditida; Rhabditidae. Bases 11 to 229 code for a protein of 72 amino acids.
AGAAAAAAUCAUGGGUUGGGCUAUUGAUGCAGAAGUCGAUACCACAGUGAACGUGGGAAACAAAAAUAUUGACAAGCAAAACCUUGAUAAUAACUCGCAGGACAAUAGACAGUUUAUUCGCGGCGGAUACAUGUCGACGGAAUUAUGCAAAGCUACCGACGAGCAAUUCAAAAAAGUUCUAUUGAUGAAGAUGGCUAACUCGAUGAAUGGCGAUGGUAAACAAAAAUGAAAUUCAUUGUAAUUAAUCUCAUGGAAUGGGCUGCUACAUGUUUUUAUUUCAAUUUCUUAUACUUUUUUUUGUGAAAAUGCAUAACUUGUAAAUGAAAAUCAUCACUUAUAAA